Molecule: messenger RNA, 1800 nt
Organism: Drosophila serrata
Lineage: Eukaryota; Metazoa; Arthropoda; Insecta; Diptera; Drosophilidae
Gene: Tre1
Product: Trapped in endoderm 1
Biological process (GO): G protein-coupled receptor signaling pathway
Cellular component (GO): membrane
Molecular function (GO): G protein-coupled receptor activity
Source: RefSeq, a predicted model, not a curated record
GCAGCGUUUACGAGACGAGAUCCAAUCGAAGUCGCGAGCAAAGAAGUUCUCCGCGGAGACUCUUUUUUCCCCCGUUCCCAUUCCCGUUCCGUUGUGUUGUUCUUAAUAUUGCCGUUAAUUGCCAAAGAAAAUACGAAAUACGAGCUGCGUGAUCGGAGAUCUACCUCCCCCCCUCUAUCAUACAGUGUGUCACUGCCAACGUUAAAAGAAACAAAAACAAAAGGCCACAAAGUCAGAGGAAGGCCAGAAUCGGUUGACUUUAUAUUUUUUAUUUAUUUUUGCAUAAUUUUUUUCCUGUUGUCUUGCCCAAUAUCUGUGUUUGUUAAUUCGAAGCGAGUGCUGUGCGCCAAACAAAAUGCAAUUUAAUAGCAUUUAGGGAACGAAGAGUACAAAAUAACAAAAAGAGCGGAAACACACAGACGCGUAUAGAAACGAGUUCAGAAUGGACUUGGACAUGACUAUGAACAUGGACACAACGGACAUGCAGAUGGAUGCCCCAGCGGCCACGCAGUCAAUCUACCCGCAUUCGGCGACAUUGUUUGCUGCAAUUAGUGCCUGCGUCUUUGUGACGAUCGGUGUGCUGGGUAACCUGAUCACCCUGCUGGCUCUGCUAAAGAGCCCCACGAUACGGGAGCAUGCCACCACCGCCUUCGUCAUAUCGCUGAGCAUCUCGGACCUGCUCUUCUGCUCCUUCAGUCUGCCGCUGACAGCGGUGCGAUUCUUCCAGGAGAGCUGGACAUUUGGCACCACCUUGUGCAAGAUAUUUCCCGUGAUCUUCUACGGCAACGUGGCCGUUUCACUCCUCAGCAUGGUGGGCAUCACCCUGAACAGAUAUAUACUCAUUGCUUGCCAUAGCCGCUACUCGCAGAUAUACAAGCCCAAGUUCAUAACACUCCAGCUGCUGUUCGUGUGGGCCGUUUCCUUUCUGCUUUUGCUGCCACCCAUUCUGGGCAUUUGGGGUGAGAUGGGACUGGAUGAGGCCACAUUCUCCUGCACAAUCCUCAAGAAGGAGGGACGAUCGAUCAAGAAGACACUUUUCUUGAUCGGGUUCCUGCUGCCGUGUGUGGUGAUCAUUGUCUCGUACUCCUGCAUUUACAUUACGGUGCUGCACCAGAAGAAGAAAAUCCGCAGCCAUGACAACUUUCAGAUUGGAGCAAAUGCAGCGGGCAAGGGAUCCUCGGCAGGCGGCUCCUAUGUGACCACUACAAGUACGAGAAAGGCGCGCGAGGACAAUCGACUGACCGUAAUGAUGGUCACCAUCUUCCUGUGCUUCCUCAUCUGCUUUCUGCCGCUGAUGCUGGCUAAUGUGGUGGACGAUGAGCGGAAGACUUCAUAUCCCUGGCUGCAUAUUAUUGCCUCGGUGAUGGCCUGGGCCUCCAGUGUCAUCAAUCCGAUCAUCUAUGCGGCCAGCAAUCGCAACUACAGGGCGGCCUACUUCAAGAUCUUUGCGCUGCUCAAGUUCUGGGGCGAGCCGCUGUCGACGACGACAAGUAGAAACUAUCACCAAAGCAAGAACUCCAAGGAGCUGUCGGGCGUCAUCCGCAGCACACCGCUCUUCCACGCUGUGCAGAAGAAUAGUAUUAACCAAAUGUGCCAAACAUAUUCAGUAUGAUCGAAUCAAAUCGAAUCGAAUCGGAGUCGGAAUCAGAGUCGAGUCGUUGCAUUAAGAGCUUGUAAUUCGUAUAUCAAUUAUAAUUAAUUAUUACCGUUUAAUUUAUAAAUAUAUGCAUCGAUGUAUGGCUGCGCUUACAUCAAAGACAAUCGAAAUGAUAAAUAUAUAUACUUAGAUCAAUUGAGAAA